AUGGGAGGUGGUUCCGGAAAGGAACCAAAAGAAGAUCCAAAUAUUGACAGAGUAAUCUCCCUCAUUAAAUCUAAUGUAGAAGGAUUCAGAAACAUCUACGACUCAGAAUCUUACGGUACCCAAAGCAGCUUUAAGCCCCAUUGUCAUCCUCCCAAUGAGAUCCAAAAAGAAAUUACGGAUUUCCGACUGCAACUCCGCGAGAGCUGUCGCAACACUGAAGCCAAGCCGGUGCGGAUUUUGGCUGCGGCACUCCUCAACACCAGGGAUGAAGUAAAGGCCAACAUCGGCAAACUGGCUACGGUGAAGCGGGAUAUGCGGAAACAGCGGCAACGCCUUCUUCCUCCAUUGCCAAAGGAGGUUCAAAAUCUGGAGAUCCCGGCGGAAUGGAGUACCACUAGAGGAGAGGACGCUAGGCCGUUUCUGAUUUUCGACACCGGAAAAUCUUCUGAGAGAGCCAUCGCCUUCGGUACAGAAGAAGCGGUGAAGACGUUGAGUAGGGCUACACAGUGGUACAUGGAUAGCACGUUCUGCACCUCAUCCGACCUUUUCCAGCAGCUGUAUGUGAUAAGGGGCUUAAAGGGUGACAUUCCUAUAACAUGUGUUUAUGCAUUUAUGACACACAAAAGCACAUCUUUGUACGUGAAAGUGCUAGAGAGUGUCGUGAGAUAUAUGGCAGAAAUUGGUGUAUCGCCAAAUCUGUCUUAUAUUAUGAUAGAUUUUGAAGCUGGCGUCAUAAAUGCAGUCAGUAAAGUGUUUGGAAACAGUGUUAAAGCUAAAUGUUGUUUUUUCCAUCUUUGCCAAAAUUCUUGGAAACAUAUCCAAGGACUUGGUCUUUCAUCGGUAUACAAAUCACAGCCCACCAUCAAACUUUACUGCGGCAUGAUGGACGCUUUGGCAUUCCUGCCUGUGAAGGACCUCUCAGCAGGCAUGCUCUACCUCUGGAGCACAGCACCGGUUGAGUUGGCUGAUUUACUUCUAUACUUCGAACAGACGUACGUCGGCGGUCCAGUGGGUAGUGUCGUCCAAGCCACCUUCCCUCCGUCACUUUGGAAUAUGCAUGAAAUUGUUUUGGCGGGACACGACAAAACGAACAACAACUGUGAGGCGUGGAACAGGAGGUUCAAGGAACUCGUCGGAAGGCAGAACCCUUCUUUUUGGACGGUAGUUCAAGCUCUGCAAAAAGACGAAGCUCUCGAGAGGACUAAGAUGCUGCUUCCGACCAACGAUGCUCAAGAAAGCCGAAAGAAAGCUGAUGAACUACAGCUCCGCAUAUUUAUCAGGGAGAAAUGUCUUCAAUACAACGACGGCCAACUAAAUAUCGAGGACUUCCUGAAGUCUAUUGGAAAUAGAAUUAGGUUUUAA
Macrosteles quadrilineatus (aster leafhopper) is the source of this 1362-nucleotide messenger RNA. RefSeq lists its product as uncharacterized. The record is from RefSeq and is a predicted model, not a curated record. The transcript is spliced from 3 exons. The coding region runs from base 1 to 1362 and encodes 453 amino acids. Lineage: Eukaryota; Metazoa; Arthropoda; Insecta; Hemiptera; Cicadellidae.